AUGGCAGCAUCACCGGAUGGGGAUAAGCUGGUCCAGAUGGAUCGCUUGCUGGUCGCCAUGGAGGUGGAUGCGGCGGCAACAACAGCAACAGUUCGUCCAUCACCUAGAGGUCCACCAGCAGCAAGGUCGUCCUCUACGUCGGCUGCACGGGACCGCCUGGACAGUCUCCUCCUGGACGACGGAGGAUGGGAUGACCUCCUGGACGGAGGAGAUGCCAGUCUCCUAGUAGAUGGAGCAAGGUGGUACUAUGUGCAAGCGUUGGGCAACAGCCAACACAAACCCGUUAAUGGGCCGACCCACUUCGUUUCCUCAAAACCCUACAAGCCCGCACCGGCCGCUUCCUUCUGCCGUACCCUUCCCAUUCCCCACCCGUGCGACUCUCCCCACGUUCACUCCCACAGCGACGGCAGCGACGGCGGACUGAAUCUCCACGGCGGCGACGGAGGCGCCGGCGGACUCGUCAACCCUGUGAAGCGGCAAGCGCGGCCACAACGCCCGGACCCAAGGGCGCAACUCGCGCGGCUAGUUGGCGACGUCAACCCGGCCGCAAUGCGGUUGGAAUUGGAGACCAGCGGGAAGGUGGCCACAGGAGCGGCGCCUACGGCGGCCAAGAAGAAGGUCCCGGUGCCCGGGGCCAAGCGAGAUAAAAGGGCAGCCUCCACCGCCAACAAGAAGGCCCCGGUGACCAUCGACAAGCGUGCCAAAGGGCUGGCAUCAACCUCGAAGAAGAUGGAGUACACUGAUGAAGAUGACGCAUCCUCUGACGAAGACGACACAUCCUCUGAUGGUUACUACUCAUUUUUUUAUGAAGAGGACAAUGUGCACUUUAGGCUGGACAUUGCAAAAAACGAUGUGCUUGAUUUCGUCAAUGACUCUAUGAAGAAGAUCGAGAAAUAUGUUCACAAGAGGUUCAACCAGACGUACAACGAAAUCAUGGGAGACCUGGAACAUGAUGAAGUGUUAGAACAAGAAGGGGGCUGCUCACAUCGAGUGAAUUGCAAGUCUGAAAUGCAAGUCUGA
Molecule: messenger RNA, 1020 nt
Organism: Miscanthus lutarioriparius
Lineage: Eukaryota; Viridiplantae; Streptophyta; Magnoliopsida; Poales; Poaceae
Source: the annotation of a GenBank genome assembly